This is a messenger RNA of Schistosoma rodhaini, 1933 nucleotides long. The record is from the annotation of a GenBank genome assembly. NCBI's taxonomy places the organism in Eukaryota, Metazoa, Platyhelminthes, Trematoda, Strigeidida, Schistosomatidae.
UCAACCAUUUGAACCAUUUGAACUAUUUGACAAAGGUCAAGGUUUGAGACCAUGUCUGGUGACUGUUCCGUUUCCGGUCAAUGUGAAGAUUCUAUGAUUACCCACCAAGUUGAUGAGGAUGAUUUGAAGACGAUGGAAACAGAAACAAUAGUUGAAGAAUUUGUCAGAUUAAAGCUAAAACAAAGCGCAGGAAUUAUUCGACGCCGACGAACUUCAACUGAUAUGGAGACACAAGCUCUAAUUGGUCGCCUUAUAGAAAUAUCAAAUGAGUUAGAAGCCCAAUAUGGCGAACGGUUGAAUCAUGAUGCUGAAAUGUGGAUCAAGUCAGCCACAUAUGAGAAGUUUUUACAGAUUGCAAAAGGAGUUUUCUCGGAUGGGAUUAUUAACUGGUCACGAAUUGUGGUAUUGUUCAUGUUCGCUGUCAAAGUGGUCAUCAAUGCAAUUUCCAAAGGAUUUAGUGGUCUUGCUGGUGAUAUCAUAAGAUUUGUUGUUAAAUUUGUUUUUAUUCAUGGUAUAUACAAAUGGGUCGAAAGUCAUGGUGGUUGGGUGGCUGUUUUACGCGAGUAUACCCCACAUUCUAAUUCAAGUGGUCUAUUUGUAUUUGGCCUCACUCUGAUAAUUGUUUGCUUAUUGUUAACAAGAAAAAUUUAAUUAAUUGUUUGUUGUUAUUAUUAUUGUUAUCUACUUAUCUCUAAUUAUAUGUCGUUUGUUAAAAUUUCACGUGAACUGGUAACCAUACACAUAUAAACUUGAAGUUCACUUGGAGCACCUUCAAGAUUAAUAUUGUUUUAGAUCGAUAUACUGAUUGUGUGGUAUAUCAUCAACUACAGCCAUUUUUAAGCAGAUCAUAAGAAUGUCCAUAAAGUACUGUUAUUUCAUAUACUCGUUUAUUCCUGUUGUAUUUUCAUAGUCAGGAAAUUAUUUAAAAUAGAGAGUCUCUGAAUAAAGAUAAAAGUAUUCUCGCUUCUAGGUACUAUGUGACUAAUAGUGGUAAUUGUAGGUGAACAUAUUUUCUUCUGUAUCCUCUUUUUCUUUUGCUGUACAGUAACCUCGUAUUAAAUUUGCAUUUGAUGAUUAAGUCAGUAAGUGUUUAAUAAACCAGGUGUUCUUUGUUAAUCCCUCAGCUGCUUUCUUACUAUUUUAUACAGAAAGGACGUUGAUGAAGCUUAUCAUGUUUUAAAAUACAGAUGAAUUUUCCCACGUCGGCUUCUAUCCACCUCAUAUAUAUAUAUAUAUAUAUAUAUAUAUAUACUUGUAAAAGAAUAAAUGGAUGAUAUUUUCAAACAGAAAUCCCAAACUUUAAGUGCCUUGUUUGUAUACUAUUAAUAACCAGGUAUUGUUGAUUGUUACUUGAUAAUAUUUCACGGUAUAUUUAGUCUCUUUUACGUCUUAAUGUUUUACUCUCUGUACGUGUUUCUGUGUGUUCGUUUUUCAUUAUUUGAUCCUUUUCAAUCAGGUCAUCAGUGCCCUGUAUCGUCUGUGCACAACAAUUCUACUUCGUUAUCUUUCAAAGUUAAUUAUUCAGCGUCCCAUCGAUUUUGUUCUGAUUGACAAUCUCUCGCUUCAUUGUCUUAACAAAUCAUAACAAAAUAAUGUAUUUUUUUCUUCCGUUUAUUUAUUAAACUUUGGAUUAUUUAUGUAGCAUUUUCUCCUUUUUUCUAUUAUGUGUAAAUUUUAAUUAUAUUUUAUUAUGGAUAAAUAUGUAAACUGAGGUAAAUGUUACUUCUUAAUAUUAAUCCAUUUACUGCAAAUAUAAGCUGGUGUGUGUAACUUAUCCCUAUGUGGUUUAGCCUAAACAAUGUAAGAUUAUAGAAGAUAGUCUUUGUUAGGAUCACAAUACUAGUUGUUCUGGUGUGCUAUACCUCAGGCACUUAAGAUUCCAGUAAAACACAGAAAAUUCGUUCCUCAUAUUUGAUUCAAGAAGUUUGUUGUU